UCCUCCCUCACCGCUCCAUGUGCGUCCCUCCCGAAGCUGCGCGCUCGGUGGAAGAGGACGACCAUCCCAGAUAGAAGGAGUGUACCGUUCUUUGGUCAAGGGUAUACAAUAGCUGCGCUCCCCUGCUAGAACCUCCAAACAAGCUCAAGGUCCAUUUGUAGGAGAACGUAGGGUAGUCAAGCUUCCAAGACUCCAGACACAUCCAAGUAAGGCGCUGCAUGUGGCAGUUUGCCAUUCUUUAUAAAAAAAAAAAAAAAAAAAUAUCAUUAUUAUUUAUUAUUAAAUUUGUUUGCUGCCCUAUGCCCAUAGAUCUCAGUUCACAACACAGUGGCUGAACAGCAAUAAGACUAUAUUGGAAUUUAAACAAUGACUUACUUUCCUGAGCCACUGUAAUAGUAGACACUCUGCUUCAGUGUUCCUUUGCAGAUGCUUUACUCUCACAAUCCCUUGCUUGCUGGGUUUGAUGGAAGUUGGAGUCCAACAAGGUCCAGAGGACCCCGGCUUGGGAAGGCCGCUCUGCUUCUGCGAUGUGUCUUUCUUCUUCCUUCUGUCCCUCAGAGCUUCUUCGUCACCACCUCCUGCCAGCUGAAACGCCUGGAAGCUGCCAGCCGCUCGCCCAUCUAUUCCCACAUUUCAGAGACCUUCCAAGGGAGUAUCGUCAUCCGUGCAUACAAGGACCAGCGGCGUUUUAUUCUGCAGAAUGACCUUAAGGUGGACGAAAACCACAGGGCAUCUUUCCCGGCCGUGGUGGCUGACAGGUAUGACAGUGCAGCUUCUGAGAAGGAAAGAGAAUGCCAUGGUCCGAGCUUUUGUAGUUGGGCUCAGAAUAGCUGUCCUCUUGGAUGUGGGUGGUGCUGUGGUCUAAGCCUCUUGGUUUGAAUCCCUACAACGGGUUGAGCUCCCGUUGCUAUGUCCCGGUUCCCACCAACCUAGCAGUUCAAAAGCACGUCAAAGUGCAAGUAGAUAAAUAGGUACUGCUGCGGCAGGAAGAUAAACAGUGUUUCCGUGCGCUCUGGUUUCCGUCACAGUGUCCCGUUUCACCAAAAGCAGUUUAGUCCUGCUGGCCGCAUGACCCGGAAAGCUGUCUAUGGGCAAACGCCAGCUCCCUCGGCCUGAAAGCAAGAUGAGCACCGCAACCCCAUAGUUGCCUUUACUGGACUUAACCAUCCAGGGGUCAUUUACCUUUACCCUCUUGGCACAGUACGCCCCUUGGUCUCCAGGCCCCAGAAAAUGGCUGACUUUACAGUCCUGUGGCACAACACACAUGGGUGGAGAACCUCAGGCCCGGGGGAUGACGAUGGCCCUCCAGACUUCUCCAUGUGGCCCUCAGGACUGAGCCUUUCCCCCCCUGGGGGCUCCCCAGCUGGUGUCUCCCACCACUCCUUUGCAGCCAACCAGUCUGUGACGUGAGAACCAGGCACCUUUCUCUCUCUCUUUUAAAAUCUCAGGUGGCUUGCCACGAACACAGAAUUCCUGGGGAAUGGCAUCGUCCUGUUUGCAGCUUUAUUCGCUGUGGUGAACAAAUCACACCUCAGUCCAGGGAUCGUGGGCUUUUCUGUUUCCUGUGCUCUGCAGGUAACCUGAACAUAUCACCAUGUCCUUAUCUGACAAAGAAAACAAGGUUGUUUGUUUGCUUUUGUUUAGCAAGAAGUGCACAGGAAUCGGUUUGAUGAGGCUCUUAGGAUUUUGAGCUGUAGAGCAUUAUAUUCACAUGCUAUACGAUGCACUUUUUUGUGCCAAUAAAGGAGAUUGAUUGAUACUCACAUAGAAGAUGGAGCAGGCUUGUUUUCUGCUGCCCCAGAGGCUAGAACCCAAACCAAUGUAUUCAAAUUCCAAGAAAGGAGAUUCCGACUAAACGUCAGGAAGAACUUUCUGACAUUAAGAACUAUUCAGCAGUGGAAUGGACUGCCUUGGAAGAUGGUAGAUGCUCCUUCAUUGGAGGUUUUUAAACAAAGGUUGGGUGGCUUUCUCUCAGGGAUUCUUUAGCUGUCAAAAGCAAGGUCUUUCCCUGUUCCUUGCCCCAAAAUUAACUCAAUGUAUUGGUUAUUAAUCCUCGCUCCCUGGUUGUUUAGGCAAGGAAUGAUAAAAGGAAAAUGCAAUUUCAAGGUGUGGGGGGUGCAGUUCCUCCUUAUAAGGCCUGUAUUUGCAUUUUUAAUUUUCGGUGUAUUUUAAUUUUAUUAUUUUAUUAUUGCAUUUAUAUCCCACCCUUUUCUCCAAAGAGCUCAAGGUGAGAUUCAUGGCCAGGUGGGGAAUUCAAACCCUGGUCUCCCACGUCCUAAGUCCAACGUGCUAAUCACUACACCACACUGGCUGUCCAUAGGAGGAAUGUGGAUCCGGUACUACCUAAUCCAUCUCAGCUCCCUGUCAUUUUGUGCUUCCCCCACCCCCCUACUCUCAUUUUGUUCAGAUUACCGGUGUUUUGAACUGGAUGGUGCGCUCCUUAGCAGAAAUGGAUAACAACAUUGUGUCUGUAGAGAGAGUGACUGAUUACUCAAUGACGCCCAAAGAGGUAAGUGAUGGCAUUCUCCUUCAGUUAAUUCAUGUAGGAAGCCCAAAUGGGUGGAUUGAUGCAUGGUGUGAGAAGAGGGGGGGGCAGCUCCCUCCAAGCUAUGAGCUCCUACUUGGGGGGAAGAACGUUGUUGCUCUCAGGGCCUGUUUUGGGGCUUCUCAUUGGUUGGCCACUGUGAGGAAAAGGUGCAAAGUUUUUGCCCUGAUCAAGCUUGGCUUUCUCAUGUUCUUAGCAAUUGUGAUCUGUCCUUCCAGCAACCCUCUGGGCAGAGAGAGAGAGAGAGCAGCAGGGAGGUCAUAAGGGGGGCUGAGAAAAGGGUCAGUUCCUCCCAUCUUUGGCUCCGGCCUUCUGGUGGAGGAGUAAUUUGACUCGGCUUGCAUUUAAAAGCAAACCUACCGAAUGUAAACAAUAUGUAAACCAAACCAGAGCUGUCCUUCGAAAUUAAGCCUUCAUUUUGCAAUGUAGUUCUCCAGCCAAGGCACGUGUCCAAAAAUGCAUAUAUUAUGUUAAAGUGGGCAGAUAAAUGCAUAUGUUACUGAAAACAACAUACAAAACUGCAUUAUAUUAGGAGAAAAUACUUUGCGCGCACACAAAAAUACAUUAGGCAGAAUUGUUUAGGAAAAAUGUACCUUUUGGGGAGAAUCUUCACUAUAAUGCUGAUGAAAUAAAUAAAUAAGAAAUGUAAAGGACCAAAAAUUCAGAUUGGAGAAAAUGAGAAAUGAUGGAUUUCUCCCUGAAAGAAUGAGACCCUUGACAGAAAACUUCCCCGUUCUUGCGGUAGAAGGCAGGAGGAGCAAGAAAAACAGAACGAGCCUUCUUUAGUG
Messenger RNA from Podarcis lilfordi (Lilford's wall lizard), 3333 nucleotides. The record is from the annotation of a GenBank genome assembly. NCBI's taxonomy places the organism in Eukaryota, Metazoa, Chordata, Lepidosauria, Squamata, Lacertidae.